AUGGGAUUGUCAGUCGAUAUGUUAAAAGAAUCUGACAUUGGCUUUCAUGGCAUCAUCCUAACCCGACCCGCUUAUCCCCUUGGUAAAAUUUCAUUGGACGCUGUCUUCGGCACACCAAGCAAGUUCAGGAAGGAGAAACUCGGGUUCGAGGUGGUAGAUUGGGAAUCACAGUACCACGCCAUCCUCGGCAGGCCAGAUUUUGCCAAGUUCAUGGCAGUUCGUCAUUACGCGUAUUUGAAGUUGAAGAUGUCGGGCAAUAAUGGGACAGCAACAACUAUUCACGGAAGUUUUUCUCAUUCUGAUAACUGUGACAGAGAUUUCCAGAAGAUUGCCUCCAAAUUUUGA
Lolium perenne is the source of this 345-nucleotide messenger RNA. RefSeq lists its product as uncharacterized. Lineage: Eukaryota; Viridiplantae; Streptophyta; Magnoliopsida; Poales; Poaceae. The record is from RefSeq and is a predicted model, not a curated record.